ACGAUGCAUAUAUUGUGAUUGAAAGUCACAUUUGUAAUGAAUUUGUCAUUGGGAACGAUCGAUCAAAUGGUUGUAGGGUAAACAAACUGAUUAAGCAUGUCUUAUUGUUCCUCAAGCUGAUUUCUGACGGAAACUUUAAGCACACACGACGAGGAGUUAGCAUCUCCCACUAGGACCUAACCCAGGGACACUAUACGUCCCUGCCUAACCUAAGCUUAGCCUAGAUGAAGCAUCAGCCCGACCUCGAUUCGACCGGAAUUCGAUGUUUGCGCCAAAACUGUUGCUGUGAAAGGAAAGGGAUUUGGACCAAAUUUGGUGUAGAGCAUCCUUGGGCAAAGGGAACUCAAUCUUGUAUAAACGAGGGCGGCAGAGAGGCAGGGCCAAAUAGGGGAUAUUUAGGUAGACUUUGUGAAGCUACUUGAUGCUGUGUGACCUCCUGUGCAACCUUCUGACCGCUUCCAUUCACCACUGCUGCUGGCAUCAUGACGAGGAAUAGCUAUAAUGUCAGUGAUACCAAACAUACUAAUGGCACAUCUAUUAUGAACAGUCAAGUUGACGAGAAGGAAAAAUUCCUGGCACCAGUGCUGGUGGAGCCUGGCCUGGAUAGUAUCAACAAGAAUCCAGAUGACCUAGAGCUUAACGAUGAGGACAACGCUCCCAAGGACAGAUAUCGUAUAGUGUUCUUUAUAAUGCUGAUACACGGAAUCGGUAUCCUCAUGCCAUGGAAUAUGCUGAUCAAUGCUAAAACGUACUUUGAAGACUACAAGCUUUCAACCAAUACAUCAGAAGUCCAGGAGCUGAGGAACAAUUUCAUGUUUUACCUUGGAAUUGCAUCACAAGUUCCAAACUUCAUCAUGAGUGGCAUCAACACUUUCUGUCAGUGUGGAGGGAUGCCGUCCUCAAGGAGGAUUGUGAUAGCUAUUGCCAUAGAAGUUGUGUUAUUUAUAGCAACAGUCAUCCUAGCCAUGGUAGACAGCACCGAUUGGUCACGGGAGUUUUUCUACAUUACAAUGCUGAUAGCUGUCUUCCUUAACAUGGCCACAGGGGUAUAUCAGAACAGUGCAUUCGGUAUAGCUGCCACUCUGCCAAUGAAGUACACCAAUGCUAUUGUACUUGGAAAUAACUUGUCUGGAGUUUUUAUUGCUGUUUUAAACCUGCUGUGUUCUGCAGGGGCACCUGAUCCAAAAGUGCAGGCCAUCUACUACUUUGUUGUUGCCAUAGUGAUACUGCUGGUUGCCCUUGAUGCAUAUUUCCUUCUCCCUAUCAUGAAUUUUUACAAGUACUACGAAAGCAAGGUAACCAUAGCAUUGUCUAACAGUGAGUCCCCGAGCUCUACAUCCUUCAGCCAGACAAUGAAACAGUUCAAAGAUGUCUUCAUGAAGAUUAAGGUCCAGGCGAUCUGUGUGUGGUUCGUGUUCUUUGUGACAUUAUCCAUCUUCCCCGGUGUAUGGAGCAACAUCAGGAGGAUUGAUUUCCCUCUAAGUGAUCAGAUGUUUGUGGGAAUCUUCUGCUUCCUGAGUUUCAACUUAUUUGCUGUUCUUGGAAAUCUGACAUCCGAGUUUAUUAAAGUGCCUGGUCCAAAGUUUGUGUGGGUACCAAUCCUACUCCGUGGUCUGCUCAUCCCUUACUUCCUGUUCUGUAACUUCCAGCCGGGUACGGGGCGUACUCUAGCUGUCCUCAUUGAGAGUGACUAUGCAGCUAUAUUUGGAGGAGUGAUAUUGGCCUUCACCGGCGGCUACUACAGUAGUCUUGUCAUGAUGUAUGGUCCAAAGUUAGUGGAGCCAGAGGUGGCCGGCAAGGCAGGGAUGAUAAUGGCUUUCUGUCUGGUCACAGGAAUUACCACAGGCGUGGCCUUCUCCUUCCUACUCUCUGUGAUGGUAAGCUGGUAACUGCAGUACCUCCAGAUCACUACCAAGUCUGGGUGUUAUUGAGCUCAUCAACACAUCAACGCCAUAUAUGCAACGUUGAGUUAUAACUGUUCAGCAUCGAAACCAAAAUUAUGACUACUUACCAUUUACAGUCAAGCAAAACCUUCAGGUCAUGAUCAACAAUAUAAAUGCCGGGGAAAUAUCAUGACCAUGUGAUCAACCAAGACCAAAAUUUACAGAACGAGUACAUUGAAACAGAGUUUUCAUACAAGGAAUUUCAAAAUCGUGCAUAGCCUAGUUGGCUUGUUAAGGAUUUUUAUUUAUUUGGAAAUCUAGAGGAAUCACCAUGCUGACCUACCUACACUGACAUGAAACUUGUGAAAUAAUAAGUUUACCAUUAGGUUAUUCGUGUGUUAAUUCCAAAUGUCAUUCAUUUAUUGGCAUGAUGAUGUACAAUUAAUACAUGAUCCCAGUGUUUGUAGAGAAUAGAUAUUUGUAUCCAUGUUGUAUACAGUAGCCUCAAUGUCAAUGCCUCUCAGGGUAAAUGUCACAGCUCAUUGACAUGGGUAUAUUCUUACUGAUCAUCUUUUAAAUUGUUGAUUUACCACAUUCACCUGAUGUAACAUGCCUUGGCUUGUAUUUACAUAAGAGCAUAUGUUGAUGAAGUUGUACAGAAAGUAUUACUUUUUUAACACAAAACAAUGUUAUUUUUUAAGCUUAAAUGAUUGCCUUCAACCAUGUCUUUUGACAAUGGAAAUCUGUGCAUUGUAGUCAAUUUUAGAACAGAUGAUUUUGAAAUAUUCUGGUCAACUUGCAAAGAUCUAGUCUUGUUGGCCUUGUUCCUAGCUCAACUGGAUUGGUUCAUCAUAGCACACACCUAGGGAAAUCAAAACACAACAUUUGAUUGAUUAACAUAAAAAUCAUUGCACAAUUCAUAAAAUUGGAAUUAUUGUACUGGAUAAGAUAAUAAGUCUGUUUAUCAAUGUAUAGACCGAAAACUGAAGUGCACUCUUAUAUAUCUUAUCAAAUUUUACUGACAAAAUAUGAAUCACUCAUCUCAAUACACUUUAGGGUGUAUCUCUAUCAUUACAGGCUU
Mizuhopecten yessoensis (Yesso scallop) is the source of this 2964-nucleotide messenger RNA. RefSeq names its product equilibrative nucleoside transporter 3-like. Gene Ontology annotation, biological process: nucleoside transmembrane transport. NCBI's taxonomy places the organism in Eukaryota, Metazoa, Mollusca, Bivalvia, Pectinida, Pectinidae. The transcript has 16 exons. Bases 483 to 1889 code for a protein of 468 amino acids. Gene Ontology annotation, molecular function: nucleoside transmembrane transporter activity. Gene Ontology annotation, cellular component: plasma membrane. The record is from RefSeq and is a predicted model, not a curated record.